CACUGGUGGGUGGGCACUGGUGGGCACAGGUGGGUGGCACUGGUGGGCACAGGUGGGUGGCACUACUGGGCACAGGUGGGUGCACUGCUGGGCACAGGUGGGUGCACUGCUGGGCACAGGUGGGCGGAGCUAGUGGGCGCACUGCUGGGCACAGGUGGGCGGAACGUGUGGGUGGCACUGCUGGGCACCGAUCAUCAGGGCACUGAUCAUCAGUGGCCCUGAUGAUCGGUGCCGAUCCUCGCUCUGACAACUGCCGGUUCUCGGCAGUACUUUCCUCACGAUCUGACAGCGUGAGGAAAGUGCAGCCGAGAACCGGCACUUGCAU
Messenger RNA from Staurois parvus, 325 nucleotides. NCBI's taxonomy places the organism in Eukaryota, Metazoa, Chordata, Amphibia, Anura, Ranidae. The record is from the annotation of a GenBank genome assembly.